AUAAACCCAUUAUUUCGUCCAAAAACAAUUAGAUACAAAAUAAACCACAUAUCAUUUAUUCUCAUUUGUAACCCUUCAACCCUCUAAAAUCCUUCAAAUUAGAUACAAAAUCCAUCUCUCGUUGGGUUAUUAGGAUUCAUGUCGGUAAAAGUCCAAGUGAUGGAGACUAUAGAGAGUUUUAGGAUAUAUUCCAUCCAAUGGAGGAUGGUAGAGUGGGUCUACGAAACUUACCGUGGACUGCAUUUCAGAGGAUCAUUCUAACAUUCUUCCUAAUACCCUGAAAGUCGGAGUGGAACGUUAACCAAAACCCUCAAAAUCUCAGUCCUUCUCUCUUCGAUUCAAGAUGUCGACAUUCUUCAGGAGAUUAAGCAAAGCAACGCCGAUCGCAUUUUCGCAUGCUUUUCGGGGGCAAUCGCAAUCAAAUUCAACGCAUUUUCGAUUUCCAGUUGGAGCAAUCGCUGCCAUCUCUGGUGGAAUCUCGUAUUUCUACUACUUUUCUGAGCCAAAUUUGGCCCAUCUAGAUCAAAUCAAUGAAGAAACAGGUCCUAAAACUGCUCUUCAUCCUGACAAAUGGAUAGAGUUUAAACUGCAAGAGAAAGCUAAAGUCAGCCACAAUACACAGCUAUACAGGUUUUCUUUUGAUCCAAAUCUCCAUUUGGGACUCGAUGUUGCAUCAUGCCUCAUUACAAGGGCUCCAUUAGGAGAAGAUGCUGAAGGAAAAACAAAAUAUGUUGUUCGCCCAUACACCCCCAUAUCUGAUCCAGAUUCUAAAGGUUACUUUGAUUUGAUGAUUAAGAUUUAUCCUGAAGGGAAAAUGAGCCAGUAUUUUUCAAAACUAAAUCCAGGUGAUGUGGUUGAAGUAAAAGGACCCAUUGAGAAGAUCAGAUACACUCCCAAUAUGAAGAAACACAUUGGCAUGAUUGCAGGUGGCUCAGGAAUCACUCCAAUGCUUCAGGUUAUUGAAGCCAUUCUUAAGAAUCCUGAUGAUAACACCAAAGUUUCGUUGAUUUAUGCGAAUGUAUCACCAGAUGACAUUCUGCUAAAAAAGAAACUUGACAUGCUUGCUUCCAGCCACCCUAAUUUGAAGGUAUUUUAUACUGUUGAUAAUCCAUCAAAGUAUUGGGUUGGAGGCACAGGUUACAUAUCAAAAGACAUGGCCUCAAAAGGCUUACCUUCUCCAAGUGAUGACACACUUAUACUUGUGUGUGGGCCACCUGGAAUGAUGGAACAUAAGGAAUGGUUUACAAGUUUUAAAAACAUUGCCGUUGGUUGGACUUACUUGAGGCAUGUUUAA
Molecule: messenger RNA, 1294 nt
Organism: Lactuca saligna
Lineage: Eukaryota; Viridiplantae; Streptophyta; Magnoliopsida; Asterales; Asteraceae
Source: the annotation of a GenBank genome assembly